Megalobrama amblycephala (Wuchang bream) is the source of this 3511-nucleotide messenger RNA. RefSeq names its product 4F2 cell-surface antigen heavy chain-like. The transcript has 10 exons. Lineage: Eukaryota; Metazoa; Chordata; Actinopteri; Cypriniformes; Xenocyprididae. Gene Ontology annotation, biological process: carbohydrate metabolic process; amino acid transport. The record is from RefSeq and is a predicted model, not a curated record. Bases 565 to 1986 code for a protein of 473 amino acids.
UGCUUAGGGAAAAAAUAGACCAGUUCCAUCUGGUUGUGGUCUGUUAUAUUUUUUUCAUCUCUUUGAACGAGGUACUGGAGAGCAGGAUCAGACAGGCUUAGGAAAGGUCCACCCAGACCCCUGCAGAACAUCUGUGAACCCCAGGGCCCCAUGCAGAGCGCUGAGAAAACAAACCACACUCCUCAGACUCUUCCUCUUCAACUCAGCUGGUAUUGUUCAUCUUAAACUGAGGGAAGGAGACAGAAUAGCAUACAGGGAAGAUGUGUCUUUGAGUUGUGUUGAUUAUACCUUCCUGUAAUAGAAAAAUCGCAGCUCUGUGUCUGGUUCUAUCUUGAUAAGUGCAUUAAAUAUGACUUUCUCUACUGUUACAGCUCCAGUACUGUAUGUACUUGUUGGCUUUUAGGGGCGGGAACAGAUGAAGUCGACUUUAUAAAAGUGAACUGACCACCAAACUGUGCUCUGUGUUCUGCCCGACAACACUGAGGACGACUCGUCUAAACUCUGCACAGGUAUUUAACUGAGCAAUCUUCAGUGUUUUGACACAAACUUACAUAAAGAAGAGAAAUGAAGGACGUAGAACUGAAGGAAGUGGAUCAGGCAAAACAGCUAAUGACCCGAGAAAUAAAUGGCUGCGUGAAGGUCACGGUCCCAGAGAACACUGGAGUGAAGUAUGGCCUCUCCAAAGAUGAGUUAAUUAAAAUAGCCGGUACAGCUGGCUGGAUUCGGACUCGUUGGGCCUUGCUGGUUCUGUUCUGGCUUGGCUGGGUUGGCAUGUUAGCUGGAGCAAUAGUGAUCAUAGUACAGGCCCCACGCUGUAAACCCAUUCCUGAGAUGAACUGGUGGAACGAAGGUCUUUUGUAUCAGAUAUCUGACGUCAAUGCUUUCUCUGACAAUGGACUGAAAGGAGUGGAGGAGAAGCUGGACUAUCUGAGUCAAAUGAAGGUGAAGGGGCUUGUUCUGGGUCUGACACACAUUGUGAAAGCAGACCAGCUGAAUACACUAGAUCUAACUUCAGUUAAACCUGAAGUAGGCACUGAGAAUGAACUGGAAUCUCUGCUGGAGGAGGCACAUAAAAAAGGUAUCUCCAUAGUGCUGAAUUUAACACCCGGCUAUGAAGGAGAAUCCGUCUGGUUCCACAAUUUAACUGUUGCUGAGAAAAUCAAAGAAGCAUGUACAUACUGGUUGAAUAAAGGACUUCAUGGCAUUUUCUUGUCUAACCUGGGAGACCUCGAAAAAUCACACUCCUGGCCAUCUAUACAAGCUAUAUUCAACCAAACCGACAAGACUAAAAAAGUAGCUCUGAUGGGAUCAGUCUCCGGUCUUUCUGUGGAUGAAAUCUCUGUCCUGCUGAACCACUCAGGUGUUGACCUGCUCCUAACUGAACAGCCUGAUCCGGCUAAGUUCGGCGAAAAACAGGCAGAGGCAAUACAGAAGCUUGGUCACCUGCAGAUGAGUCUGGGCUUUCUGGCUUUCAGAACUCCAGCAGUGCCAGUGAGGCUCUUUCACAUUCUGCUGUUCACACUGCCCGGCACACCCGUGCUCAACGCUGGAGAUGAGGUCGGACUGAAGACGGGGGAAAAACCUCAAACAAUGUGGGACUUGAAAACCCCAGAUGAAGAGACGAAUGCAACAGCAAAGGCUCUGCAGGAGGAGCGUAUCGCUGUGCAUAACUUCUUCAAAGCACUAAGUGAUCUGAGGGGAAAAGAGCGAUCGCUUCUUCACGGAGAAUAUGUCAGCCUUUACAGUUCACCCACUUCAUUAGCAUUUCUCCGCCUCUGGGACCAGAGCGAACGUUUCCUUACUGCUGUGAACUGGGGAACUGACUCUGUAACCAUGAAGCUCACUUAUAGCGACCUGCCGGCUCAAGCUCAGGUUCGCCUCAGCACAGAUGCUGCGAAUCUAGCCGUGGAUCGCAUGGUGUCCUUACAGAACUUAGAGCUUGGGCCCAAACAGGCUGUUCUGUUGUCUUAUCCUUAUGCUGGUUAGACACACAUAUAGUCUCAAAGCUGUUUGAUUUCCUCUGAGACCUCAUCAAAUCCUAGUUUUAGUGCCUUUUUCCUUUUUGAAGUUUAAGUGGUCAAAGUCGAAAAGCUUUUAAAUUGGAAAUUAAAGUGAUUAAUAUGAUGCUUUGGUAGCCUGACUUAGUCAAAAAGUCAAAAUUAUGACAUAGCCUACUGAGUCAUAAUUGUGAGAUGAAAAGUUAAAAUUAUGACUUAAAAAUCAUGACCUACUAAGACAUAAUUUUGACUUUUUAUGUCAAUUAUCUCAUAGAAAGCUUAAAUUAUGAUAGCCUACAUUCGAAAUUAUGAGAUUAAAAAUUUUAAAUGGUCAACUUUUGGGCAAUUUCGACUGAGUCAUAUUUUCAAUUUAGUAUGUCAUCAUUUCAAAAGUUUAUUAUAAUUUUGACUUUUUGACCUGGUUUCACAGACAGGGCUUAGAUUAAGCCAGGAUUAGGCCUUAGUUCAAUUAGGGAAUUUAAGUAGCUUUUAUAAACAUGACAAAACAAUGGCACUGACAUAUUUUAAGUGCCUGUUUACACCUGGUCACCUCAUGCGUUUUUACUAUUUGAUUUGUUAAAAUGGUUCCAUUUACAGUUGGCCACAUAAAUGUUUUUCCGUAGAAUGAAUAUAAAUCCGAACUUUAAUUGCCACGCUAUAGGCAGAUUUAAGUUCACGUCAACGAAAGCAACAGAUAUGCGCAUAUCAUAAACAUUUUAUUUAUUAUCAGCUAAUUUUAAGAUCAAAGACCACAAAAGGAGAACCAGCAGCAUCAGCACUCAUUUAGUUUCACUAUUUUAAAUGAAGAUAACUUUUUUUGAGCAUCAGUGACUUACUUUCAGUUUCAUUUGCAGCAGUUUGCGCGUCGGCUUGCUGAAGAGAUACUUAGCUACUCAUUUGCACUGAAGCGUGUUGCUGUCAAAUCUGGCUAUAACAUGUCAUAUAAAGCGCUCACAUGUUUAUUUUAUUUUUUAACAUUUUGGAAGGAGUAAAAUUUACAUAUGUGGUUUCAACAAGAUGCAUUUACACUCGUCCAGUUUCGUCUAGAAUGCGUCCCAGACCACCUCCUGAAGUGGUUUGAGAGAUCGGGUUUAAAUCAGUCUCAAAAGCAUUUCGGAGGGCAUUUACACCUGGUCUUUUAACGAUAAGGAUAGAUAUCCAAUCAUAGAAAAUGCAUUAAAAGUGACCAGGUGUAAAAAAGCCAUACGAUUUGUCCGUGCAAGUUAUACUUUUGAGUUAAAACAGCUCAAACAUGCAUUUUAGUCUGAGUCUAGGCUUAAGCCUUGUCUGUGAAACCAGGGCAAUAAGUCAUAAGUUCAACUUUUCAUUUCUUCACUUGUUAUAUGUCAUAAUUUCAAUAUGUUCUAAUUAUGAUUUACCAAAGCAUGAUUGUUUUUCUUAUGUGUCAGAAAUGGGCUUCCAUACUUUUGAUUGUCAAUCAGUGUGUGUAUUAAACUUUGCUUCUUUUCUCUACUAAUAAAAAGUGAAAUAAAAAGAAUCAACUUAACUACAAA